Messenger RNA from Tigriopus californicus, 1606 nucleotides. RefSeq names its product integrator complex subunit 14-like (gene IntS14). Bases 142 to 1587 code for a protein of 481 amino acids. Lineage: Eukaryota; Metazoa; Arthropoda; Copepoda; Harpacticoida; Harpacticidae. Gene Ontology annotation, cellular component: integrator complex. The transcript has a single exon. The record is from RefSeq and is a predicted model, not a curated record. Gene Ontology annotation, biological process: snRNA 3'-end processing.
ACCCCUAGUGUCGUCGGCGUUGCAACAAAUCAUAACAAUCAUAACAAAACCACACCAGUAUCUCAAUUCAAGGGGUUUUUUGUCUUACGCCAAUGCUUUAUUUGCAGUAGAGACCGCAGCCGUGGGGAGUCCUCACCCAUCAUGCCCACCAUCGUGGUCUUGGAUACGUCUCUGUCCAUGGCGCGAGUGGCGGACCCCUCGGCCACGCCCCCUGCCACCUACUUAGAAUUGGCCCAAAGAGGGUUGGACGGUUGGCUCAAGCAUUUGGAACACAAGUUCAAAUUGGAGCACGUGGCCUUUCUCACGUGUUCCAGUCAAUGCCAUCUCGGGUGUUCGUUUACGCGGGACGUGAGCGAGAUCCGACAAAAGCUGUUCCAAGUCGAACCCGAGGAUGCCUCGCUCAUCAUCAUGUGUGCCCGUGAAAUUGCCGCGCUGGUCCAUGAUGUGUGGGGUGCCUCCGUGCCCGUGAACAUCAUUCUGGUCACGGAUGGUGGCCUGGGAAUGGGACAGUUCUCCUUGUCCCAUUUAUUGAUGGAGGAAGGCAUGGAGUUGGGUGCGCCUUUUCCCUUGCCUUUCCCAGGACGAUGGUCGGUGGUGUUGCUCACGCCCACUGAAUCCCAUAUCUUCAAGGCGGCCCAGCCCAUCUACCAGCGGUUCAUGGAGCAGAGCGGUUUGGGCGGAGAGGUGGUGGGCUUGGACCGCGAACUCACAGCCCAGAGUGUGGAGAAGGUAUUCGCCGAUCUGUCCCAAACCCAUUACCAACACUACGUGGGCACACUCCAUUUUGGGGAUAAGCUGUCCUCACCGAUCACGCUGUGUCCACCCCCGUCCAAGUAUAAGAAAGUCCAGGACUUUGACUUUGUCGAGGCCGUAAUUUCCGAUGAUCUCGACAUCAAAGGCUUCCUUACCUUGGCUGAUGUGGCCAGCCCGCCCGUGGUCUCGCGCCAUCUCAUCUUACCCUGGAGUGGGCAAAUGCAGCGAGAGGAAGAUGGUCGUACCCCGACCUUGUGUGUGUUCUUGCACGGAGCCAUGAAAGUCGAAUCCCUGUGCGCCUUAGUUCAAGUGGCCUCCGAUUGGUUCGGCAUCAUCUUUUCGUGUCCGGAUGUGAAGAAAAAAUCCAGUCUGAUGCUGUCUUUGUUCGAGCCGGGAUCGCAACCGGUGCCUUGGUUGGGCAAUCUACGCAAACUGGGACCCGUCUCGGACUUGAAUGUGACCAAUCAGAAUCCGUUCCCGGUGCGGGGCAUGAGUAAACCGAGCUACAGUGCUAACCCUGUGGUCUGGACGAAGCAGGUCAAUCUCCACAGUGACGUGCAAAAGAUUUUGAGGAGUGCCCGGAAGCUGCCGGACAAGACCAAACACUUUUACGAGGAGCUGAACCGCUUGAAACGAGCCGCUUUGAGCUUAGGCUUCCACGAACUCUUAGAGGCGAUGGCCUCGACCCUUGAACGGGAGUGCGCGGUAUUGCCCCCUACCUCGGAACCGGAUUGCCACCUACAUCUCACGCAUGCGGCUCAGGAACUCAAAUCGUCACGUGUAUUUGAUUUAGACUACGUUAUUCAACCCGUCGGCUCACGCCACGGGAAAUAAAAACAUCACAAUUGAUUCA